Messenger RNA from Dentiscutata heterogama, 283 nucleotides. The record is from the annotation of a GenBank genome assembly. NCBI's taxonomy places the organism in Eukaryota, Fungi, Glomeromycota, Glomeromycetes, Diversisporales, Gigasporaceae.
GAUAUGUUGCCGAAGAUUCAUCCUUUUAUGCAUCAUUAUCUACACAGUCCUUUUCCCGAAGUCAAGACGAUUUAUAUACUUCUAUGAAAACUUUAACGAAUGCUUUUAUCACUGAAUUGAAUAAAUCUAAUGACUUGAUCAAUGAGAAGGAAGAAUCAUCUGAAGAAAUAAAUUACUCGAAUUUUUCUUCCUUUUUAGAAGAAGUCCGGUUGGAUUAUCAGAAUACUAAUCAAACUUUACAAACUUCACUUGAUAAGUUCAAGGAUCACUAUAAUGCUGCAAA